Messenger RNA from Salmo salar (Atlantic salmon), 1639 nucleotides. RefSeq lists its product as uncharacterized. The record is from RefSeq and is a predicted model, not a curated record. Gene Ontology annotation, biological process: response to bacterium. NCBI's taxonomy places the organism in Eukaryota, Metazoa, Chordata, Actinopteri, Salmoniformes, Salmonidae.
CAGGAAGUGUAGCAUGAUUUAGUUUUCUCCAGCCUAGCAGAUAGGUCUGUGAGUAUAGACUUGCCUUUUUUGCAUUUCAUGGGCAGAGGACAACUGCACCAGGCGUGUAAGAGCUACUCACCAAGAUGAUCAAAAUUGGAGUGAUUGUGGUACUUCUCAGUUUGAUGUAUGUGACACAAUGCAAUGAUGUUCAGUAUCAAACUCAAGUUCGGGAGAUUCAUCCUGGGGACCCAGUGACUCUCUACUGUGUUUUUUCAAAGGAAGAUAUCAAUAUGUUCUGGUACAAACAAAUGGUGGGGCAAAAGCCUCAAAGUAUUGUAACAAUGACAAAAUAUGAUAUGCCUGUAUGGCACAAGGACUUUAACCAUUCACGUUUCAAUGUGGAGAAGGCUGAUGCUGAUGGGAUGUAUCGACUUGCUAUUACAAACACGGACCCAACAGAUGAAGCCGUGUACUAUUGUGCAGUGAGAACAGCCUAUGAAGUCAACUUUAUCAAUGGGACUCAUUUACUAUUGAAAGGUAAGAAUCACCAAAGGUCACACUACCAUACUGUGGUGCAGAGGCCAGUGUCUGACCCAGUCCAUCCAGGAGACUCUGUGACUCUACAGUGUACAGUACUCACUGAGACCUGUACAGGAGAACACAGUGUGUACUGGUUCAGAGCCGGAUCAGGAGAAUCCCAUCCAGGAGUCAUUUACACCUCUGGGAACAGGAGUGAUGAGUGUCAGAAGAACCCCGAGACUCCCUCUCCUACACAGAGCUGUGUCUACAGCUUCUCAAAGAACAACCUCAGCCUCUCUGAUGCUGGGACUUACUACUGUGCUGUGGCCACAUGUGGGGAGAUCUUCUUUGGCAAUGGAACAAACCUGCAUAUUGAAAAAGCAACAGAUCCUGUAAUCAUUGCUUUAGGAGUGACCUCGGCCAUCUGUGUGAUAGGGAUCAUUAUCCUCAUCUGCACCAGACAUACUAGACCAGUUUGUGAACAUUGUAAAGCGGGUGCUUUUCAGCAUAUCGGACAUGACAACUCAAGUAGAGAAUCAAGCAGCAAGGAUCAAGAUGCAGAUACCCUGAAUUAUGCUGCAUUGAACUUCUCUGAGAGGAAAACUAAAAGAGGAAGAAAGAAGAGAGAGACACCACAGGAGAGUGUGUACUCUGAUGUCAGGUGUUCAGACUGGGAGUGAACUACAGUACAGAGGAAUACAUUUUGGUCAAAAAUCGAUUUUUUAAUUGCUAUUAUAUACUUUAAUUGUCAAGACAAAAAGCAACACUCUUUUGUAUCAUAGGGCAUCAGGGUUUUUCUCAUCUCUGCAACCCAGAACCUAAUCUCAUUUCUAGACUAAUGUGAGUAGCAGAACAAAGGACAUAUCCUCUAUCCUGUAUUUUAUUGUUCAUGUUUUAACGUAAUUCAAGAAUUGAUCCCAAUUGUUGCUGUAAUGUUAAAUUAAGCUUGUGAUAUUUAUGUUUAUUUUUAUCUAGUAUACUUUGUGUAGUAUCAUUGCAUACCACAGCAUUUCUUGAGUUCAAAUUUGAAUUUAUGUAUCUGUUGAUGUACCGUAUAUUUGCUUUAUUACAUUACAAAAUGUACCAUUGCAUAUUAAAACACAUUUCACCAAUAAAAUAUUGUUUCCAUGUGAACCCA